UACAUGCGAUAACUGCACUUUGCCCGUGUAUUUUCUUUCGAACUUGACCUCGCUAGUCCGUCGAAGUUGGUCCUCUUAAUGGUGAUACUCUAAUAAUUCAAUUUCGUUUAUCGACGAUUCUGUGUGAAACAUCAAUUAAAAAAUGGCUGUGGCUGUCAGAACGUUCUCAAAAUUUACAGUUAGAAAUUGUGGAAAUUUACUCCGUACUCAAAUAAGAUUUAACUAUGUAGAUACUAGGAACAAUUUAAAAAUUGAUUCGAAUACCAAAGUGAUAUGUCAGGGGUUCACUGGUAAGCAAGGAACAUUUCAUUGCCAACAAGCCAUCGAGUAUGGUACCAAAAUAGUCGGUGGCACUAACCCGAAGAAGGCUGGUACCGAACAUCUUGGGAAACCAGUCUUCAAGUCCGUGAAAGAGGCAAAAGAAGCGACUGGGGCUAGUGCGAGCGUUAUUUAUGUCCCUCCACCAGGUGCAGCCGCAGCGAUCAUGGAGGCAAUUGAUGCUGAAAUGCCUUUGAUCGUGUGCAUUACCGAAGGUAUUCCACAGCACGAUAUGGUCAAAGUUAAAAGGCGACUCUUAGAGCAAAGUAAAUCUCGUCUCAUUGGACCAAAUUGUCCAGGAGUAAUAGCUCCGGAACAAUGUAAAAUAGGUAUCAUGCCAGGACAUAUACAUCAAAGAGGAAAAAUUGGUAUUGUGUCACGAUCGGGAACGUUAACGUACGAGGCUGUGAAUCAAACGACCCUUACUGGUCUUGGACAGACGCUUUGCGUUGGAAUCGGAGGCGAUCCAUUCAACGGAACAGAUUUCAUCGAUUGUCUAGAUGUAUUCCUAAGGGAUCCGGAUUGCGACGGUAUUUUAAUGAUCGGCGAAAUCGGUGGCAGCGCAGAAGAACGGGCGGCGGAAUAUCUAAUUGAACAUAACACUGGUAACAAAGCUAAGCCAGUAGUGUCGUUCAUCGCUGGUAUCACUGCCCCGCCUGGACGAAGAAUGGGACACGCUGGUGCGAUCAUAUCAGGAGGAAAAGGAGGCGCGCAAGAUAAAAUUAAUGCACUCGAAAAGGCUGGUGUAAUUGUAACAAGGAGUCCUGCGCAAAUGGGAAACGAACUUUUAAAAGAAAUGACCCGUCUCGGUUUGGUCUGUAAUUAAUGAUUCGAAAAAGAAACACAUGCCACUAUUAAUAUAAAUAUGUAGUUUGCCUCAUGUGGAUGUAUCUUCGUACAAUAAAUUGAAAGUAUAAACUA
Messenger RNA from Ceratina calcarata, 1239 nucleotides. It is a transcript of the gene Scsalpha1, whose product is annotated as Succinyl-coenzyme A synthetase alpha subunit 1. Gene Ontology annotation, molecular function: succinate-CoA ligase (ADP-forming) activity; succinate-CoA ligase (GDP-forming) activity. The transcript is spliced from 7 exons. Gene Ontology annotation, cellular component: mitochondrion; succinate-CoA ligase complex (ADP-forming). The coding region runs from base 143 to 1144 and encodes 333 amino acids. The record is from RefSeq and is a predicted model, not a curated record. Gene Ontology annotation, biological process: tricarboxylic acid cycle. NCBI's taxonomy places the organism in Eukaryota, Metazoa, Arthropoda, Insecta, Hymenoptera, Apidae.